UGUGGGUCCUGAACCUUUGGUUUUCCAAUUGCAUUGGGUUUCAUUGUGAAUGCUGUUAGGAUGAAGUUUUUCCUGCUCUUUUUGACUCUAUUUUUCUGCCUUCAGGAGAAGCAUGGCUUCAUUCCUCUGAGGGAUGAAGUUCUGUGCGCUCUCCCACAAACGGACGAACAAGUUGAAGCCCUUCAGAAUUUGUUGAACACCACUGAGGUCAUUCUGUGGCAGCCUGUUACAGUUGAAUACAUCAAGAAGGACAAUGAAGUCCAUUUCUAUGUCAAUGCAUCCCUUAUUAACAGUAUAAAGGCUGAAUUAAGGAGACUGACUAUCACGCACAAAGUUUUGGUGACAGAUGUUCAAGGACUUAUUGAAAAACAGACCAUCAAUGACACAGUCAAUCCACGCAGUUCCUCAUCAUAUUAUGAAAACUACCAUUCCAUGAGAGAAAUAUAUUUUUGGAUGGAUGAAAUGGUGAAAACUCAUUCUGACCUUCUCCAGAAAAUAUAUAUUGGAUCCUCAUUUGAGAAACGACCACUUUAUAUUUUGAAGCUUUCCAAAAAUCUGGAAAAAGCCAAAAACACGAUAUGGAUUGACUGUGGCAUCCACGCUAGAGAGUGGAUUUCUCCUGCUUUCUGCCUGUGGUUCGUAGCCCAUGUGAUCUAUUUCCAUGAGAGAGACCAGAUCAUGUCGAGACUGCUGGAGCACUUCGAUUUCUACGUCAUGCCUGUGGUGAACGUGGAUGGCUAUGAGUACACGUGGAGCGACCCCUCUAAACGGCUGUGGAGAAAGAGCCGCUCCUCACACGGUAACAGCAAGUGUAUCGGUACCGACAUGAACAGGAACUUUGAUGCACAGUGGUGUGGUGAAGGAGCAUCUUCCUAUGCAUGUCAUGAGAUUUACUGUGGUCCCUACCCAGAGUCUGAACCAGAAGUGAGAGCAGUGGCUCGCUUUCUCAGGAACCAUAAAGACAUCGUUAAAGCCUACAUAACGAUGCACUCUUACUCCCAGAUGGUUUUGUUCCCAUAUUCUUACACUACCAACAGAAGUAAAGACCAUGAUGAGCUGGAGAGUCUGGCAAACGAAGUGGCUAAAGUUAUUAAGAGGACAACCAGAAAAACAUACAAACCUGGCGCUGGCGCACGCACAAUUUACUUAGCUCCUGGAGGUUCAGAUGACUGGGCUUACGAUCUUGGCAUUAAAUAUUCUUUUACUUUUGAGCUUCGGGACACAGGAACUUACGGAUUCUUGCUGCCUCCUCAUGAAAUUAAACCGACUUGUGUGGAAGCGCUUGCAGGUGUCAAAGAGAUCGCCAAACACGUCCUCCGCAACUCGUGA
Tinamus guttatus (white-throated tinamou) is the source of this 1329-nucleotide messenger RNA. NCBI's taxonomy places the organism in Eukaryota, Metazoa, Chordata, Aves, Tinamiformes, Tinamidae. The record is from RefSeq and is a predicted model, not a curated record.